GUUGUUCUAAGAAACCUGUGCUUAGGAAUCAAUCUUCUAACAAAACACGAUCAUAUCGCAUCUUCUUUGUUUCCCCGAUGCAGCCAUGGCGAUCAGGUAGAGUAGAGGAUAAGAAAGGUAGAGAGGAAGGAGUGAGGCAGAACAAUGGACAAACUAAGAAUGGCUGGAAAGGGAAACAAAAUCAUGCAAAACAAGCUCCUUCAUCUAUCUCCUCUUCGCCUAUGCGUCAAGCACGGCUAAAACCUUCGCCAUCUUCGAUAUCAUCUAAUUCGCUUGAAUUGUUAAGCAGCCCUUCCAGAGGGUUAGACAGUGGCACUGAUGCAUCUCAAGAUCUGACAAAUGCGGAAACCCAACAGCGAUUCCGUGCAUUCAUCUCGGAGAGAAUUCAAGGGCAUGUAAUCAAACAUGGACCAAUACAAAAGAACAAGGCUGAUCCACUCAUCCGGAUGCCUGCACCUUCUGUUAUGGAAAACAGCCCUUCUACUUUCGACGUUGGAAAAGAUCAAUUGCAAUCAUUACAGGACAUACUCUUGUUCGUACGAAGAUUACGCGAAGGUUGCGUAGCUGCCAAUCGGGUAGACUUAUUUACUCUGGACGUUUACAUUUUGUCCUCGUUGCUAAGCUUAUUGGUGGGUGACAAUAUCCAGCUGAGUUCUUCUUUGCCCAGGACGGUCGAUCUUUGCGAAUCGGUGGGAAGUGUUGAGGAAGGCACUGCAUUUGGACUAGAAGCCUCGAAGGAUAUUAAUUCAAUUUUGUACGGUAACAAAGACAAAAUGCCAUCAAGCAGUUUGGACAAAGAUGCAUUACGGUCUUUGUACCUAUUAUGGCUUUCCAUUUCUGGCGGUCAGGUUGAACGAUUGGGCGGACAACAGAGACAGCAUCUCGCAGGCAGUACACUGGCAUUUUACGAGCAUAAGCAGAAGUUGCGUGCACCUUUCGGAGAAUCGGUGAAGCUGAUCGAGCGGGUAAGUGCAGCACUUGCUAGAGACAACAUUCUCGUUCUGAGACGGGUUUUGAUCGAAUUGCAACAUGAUUCAGAGCAUCAUCAGAAACGUAUCUGGCAAUUUGCACUUCUGAGCAGAACUGUAAACGAAAUGCGUACACGGGUGUGGAACACUUUCAAGAAAGCAUAUAUGCAUUUGGCCAUAGAUCCAGCUCUGGUUGGAUCUCAAGCAAGUUGGCCUCAUGCUGCAGCUUUGGCCGGGAACGGUGAAUGGGUAGAGCGAAUGCUAUUGAUUGAUCUAGAUGUUAUGCCGCUGAGCAAAGAAGAGAGGGAGCAAUGCGGAGAUAAAGAAAGGGCAACAAAUCCUCAACAGCGGUCUGCAACACCUGACAUGUGGGACGAUAGUGUGGACGAUCUUACAAACGCUAUGCAAUCGUCAUCGCUGUCAAACCCAUCCGUCUUGUCGACUGUACGAACGCAGCGCUUGGCCAAGGUCUUCGAGGUUUUUGGCUUACCGACCUCAAAUGAUACUGAGCAGGAAGGACUUUCACGUUGGAAGGAUCGCAUCACGACGCAAGCAGGCGCACCUGUCGUCAAACUCCGUUGACAGCUUAUGGUCUGACUGAAUGCGAAGAUGUAGAAUUAGAGUCUGUAGCAUUAAAGUAUGUAUACUAAAAU
Molecule: messenger RNA, 1621 nt
Organism: Meira miltonrushii
Lineage: Eukaryota; Fungi; Basidiomycota; Exobasidiomycetes; Exobasidiales; Brachybasidiaceae
Exons: 1
Coding region: 78-1550 (490 amino acids)
Source: RefSeq, a predicted model, not a curated record